Molecule: messenger RNA, 1737 nt
Organism: Hirsutella rhossiliensis
Lineage: Eukaryota; Fungi; Ascomycota; Sordariomycetes; Hypocreales; Ophiocordycipitaceae
Product: putative U3 small nucleolar RNA-associated protein 18
Exons: 1
Coding region: 1-1737 (578 amino acids)
Biological process (GO): rRNA processing
Cellular component (GO): small-subunit processome; Pwp2p-containing subcomplex of 90S preribosome
Molecular function (GO): protein binding
Source: RefSeq, a predicted model, not a curated record
AUGGCGCCACAAGCAGAGCAAUGGGAAUCCGAUUCCGAUAGCCAAAAUGCCUCCGACACCGGCUCACACGACGUGGCGGCGAGUCCCGAAGCCGCGGCCGGGCUCUUCGACAAGGACUCGGACGAGGAGGAGCUGGAGCAGCUGGUACUGGGCAACAAAACAAGUUUCAGGGAGAGCCUAUUCAAGUACGGCCAUCUGUUUGACGACCUGGGCGCCGAUGGCGGCGAGUUGGAGGCUGCGGGCGCCGACACAGGAGGGCUGGAGGAUGUCGACGACGGAGACUUGUUCAUGUUCGACACGGGUGUCGCCGGCGCAGCCCGUGGCGUCGCGAAGGACGUUCCCGGGUCGGGCAAGACGGCGCAGGACGAUGCUCCCGCGUGGGAGGACAGCGACGACGAUCGAUUGACCGUUUCGCUCGCCAGCGUUACGCGGCUGCGGAAGCUGCGAAUCACAGAGGCCGAGGACGUCGUCAGCGGCACCGAGUACUGCACGAGACUGCGGCAGCAGUACCAGCGUCUGUAUCCCGCGCCGGCCUGGGCGCAGCAGUCCGAUGACCGCCCGACGAAGCGACGGCGCCGCUCCUCUGCCGCAUCGGACUCGUCGAGCGACGACGACAGCGUCUCGGCGCAGCCGCUCGAGGCGUUUCUGCGAGACGUCAACCGGCUGGCCGGGCUGGGCGGCCCCACGAGGCGAGGCCUGCGACCCGAGGUGCUCAACAUCCAGCGCACGCGCGAGAUCCUCGACACGCACAAGCUGCCCGUCGCGUGCCUCUCCUUCCACCCCGAGUACCCCGUCCUGCUGUCGGCCAGCGCAGCGUCGGUGCUGUUCCUGCACCACAUCGCGCCCGAUGCCCAGCCGCCCAACCCGCGCCUCACGUCGGUCCAGGUCAAGCAGGUCGACGUGCGCGCCGCCGAGUUCCUCUACCCGCGCGGCGACAAGAUCUUCUUUGCCGGGCGCCGCAAGUUCUUUCACCACUGGGACCUGCCCUCGGGCGUCGUGCAGAAGACGACGCAGGUGCUCGGUCAUCGCCUUGAGCACAAGUCCAUGGAGCGCUUCAAGCUCAGUCCCUGCGGGCGGUACAUGGCCAUCGUGGCGUCGACGAGAAAGGGGGGCGGCGUCGUCAACGUGCUCAGCGUCGCGUCCAUGCAGUGGGUCGCCGCCGCAAGACUGCAGAGCCAGAAUGGCUUGGCCGACUUUGCCUGGUGGAGCACGGGCAACGGCAUGACGAUCCUGGGCAAGGACGGCAUGGUCGGCGAGUACAGCAUGGAGAGACAGAGUUUCAUCGCCGUCUGGCACGAUGACGGAAACGUGGGCGGCAUCGUGCUGGCCCUCGGCGGCCACGGAGGUCCCGCCGCCCUGGGCGAGGACCGCUGGGUCGCCGUCGGCUCCAACAGCGGCAUCACCAACAUCUACGAGCGUCAGGACCUCGUGGUGCCGGGCGAGGCCGAGCUCACCAUCAAGGAGCGGCCGACGCCGAGGCGCGUGCUGGAUCACCUCGUCACGCCCAUCACGGUGCUCGCCUUUUCCCCCGACGGCCAGCUGCUGGCCUUUGGCAGCCGCGCCAAAAAAGACGCGCUCCGGCUCGUGCACCUGCCCAGCUGCACCGUCUACCGCAACUGGCCCACGCAGCAGACGCCCCUGGGGCGCAUCACGACGGUGGCGUUUGGCAGGGGGAGUGAUUUGUUGGCUGUGGGCAAUGAUAUCGGCAAAAUACGGUUAUGGACCAUUCAGAACUAG